Messenger RNA from Emiliania huxleyi CCMP1516, 366 nucleotides. RefSeq lists its product as hypothetical. The record is from RefSeq and is a predicted model, not a curated record. NCBI's taxonomy places the organism in Eukaryota, Haptophyta, Isochrysidales, Noelaerhabdaceae. The transcript is spliced from 4 exons. Bases 1 to 366 code for a protein of 121 amino acids.
AUGCUCCUCGCCAUCGUCGUCACCACGACGUGGCUGCGGACGGGCGUCGCCCACGACAUCGUGCGCCCGCUCUCCAACGUCGCCGAGAUCCCUGCCUCGCCUGCCUCGCCUGCCUGCGGCGUCGAGCUCAUCGCUGGGCAGGUCGCCGAGGAGGACGUCGAGUGCCAAUGCGCAAGCACGACAAAUGGUGCCGCCGUCGGCGCCACAGCCUUGGCUCGCCCAAACGGUGCCAUCGCCACGUUUCCGUCGGAUGAAUUAUGUGGAAUCGUACCCCUCGGUGGUUUCCAAACCUAUUCAAAAAUGGACGCUUACAGAAAUCGGCAAAAAUUCAACCGUCACAACAACAUUGCGAGAGACGAGGAGUGA